This is a messenger RNA of Anguilla anguilla (European eel), 4532 nucleotides long. RefSeq names its product GDNF family receptor alpha 3 (gene gfra3). The transcript has 8 exons. Bases 1728 to 3107 code for a protein of 459 amino acids. Gene Ontology annotation, molecular function: signaling receptor activity. Gene Ontology annotation, cellular component: signaling receptor complex; external side of plasma membrane. Gene Ontology annotation, biological process: nervous system development. The record is from RefSeq and is a predicted model, not a curated record. NCBI's taxonomy places the organism in Eukaryota, Metazoa, Chordata, Actinopteri, Anguilliformes, Anguillidae.
GACAGUUGUGGUGCGAGACAGUUCAGCCAGUGCUAAUCCUUGACUGUUCAGCACAACUUCGCCAUUCUUUGUCCGUGUCAGUUAAGUGGGUUACUACUAACUAGUAAUAACAUUAAGAAAAGCGCGAAUAAUAAUAAUUACCAUUGACAUCAUUAUAGACAAAAAUGGGCCUUCUUCAGAAUGGCGAUGUGGCUGUAAAAGUUAGGCCUACCCCACAAAUCGCUAUUGGAUAACUUUAUUGCAUAUAUACAACAUGGAGAUGAAUAAUUACAUGUUUAUUAUUGCUCUUUUGUUUGUUGUUUCUUAACUUUCCAUACAUUUUUGUGUCUGAGCUUUUAAAACAAAGUGUGACCCUUUUAUAUUCGCAAACGUAGUUCUACGAAAGACGGCGCUCUGAGCCUAUUUAUCUUUCCGCUCUAAUGGCAGCGCCGUUAGUGGGUAGGCGCACGUUGCUAUGCCACAAUGGAGUACACGGGCAAAGCGCGCGGAUUAAUAGAGCUAUGCAGGCUGUGGACGAGAAUAUAAAAGGCCUCGGCUGACGUUUCGACGGGCUGUGGACGUCGAGAUAAUCAAGAGGGAUCGCGAGCUGGCACGCUUUGGGGCGCUUGCAGGGCGCUUGCGGAAACACCUGAAUUACUCAUGAUGACUUGUCUUUGAAGCACAGUUUGAUUUGGGAUGUGGGGUUGGGUUUUGAGGGGGGUGGAGGGGAGUGUGACUGGGCUUGUAUACACUCAGUAUGCGAUGCCUUGAAAUAUAUUUACAUGCUGUGAUUUUUUACAAGAUCUCGUUUCCAUCAGAUGUUCAAUCCCACGACGCAUAGUGAAAACGGUCCUGUGUCCCCUUCAGAUAUGAAGUAAUGCCCGCGAGAAUAUUUUAGUGCAACUCUCUGUCCCCUUGGAGUAUCCGUACGUUCCACGUUUUAUAUAUUUAUAUCGUUGUACCCCUAACCCCCGCUGCAAAACCAGACACACAUAAUCUGGAAAUUAAAUUUUUAUGCCCCCCUCCCUCCCCUUCAUGUAUGCGAGAGUAUCGUGCCUCUACUGUACUGUUUCUCCCUAGCCAAUCACGGUGCUGCAUCUCCGAGUGAAAUGCGCCGUGCAGUUUGAACAUAAGCAGUAUGUCACCUUCGAUCGCAUAACGACGCACGCCUGGACUUCAUGUUCGGCUUGGAGGGGGACGGGCCAGACCGACCCGUGUUGAGAGAAGCGCGCCCGUGGAAGGAUCACUGUGAUUUGCGCUGAGCUAGGAGCAGGACAGGACGAGCUCCGUUACGUUAAUCACCCACCGUGGUGACCAAAAGUUUCGGAGCGUAACCUGAAUGAAUGAAUGCAAUCAGCGGGCGAAAGGUAGCCCCGUGAUUUACGCAAUCUCUGGAAGAUUUUGGGAUUCUUUGUGUUUGGUUUACUUAACAUCCGCGACGGUGAACGGAUCGGUGCGUCAUUAAACUUAAGUAUUUUUAUUUUUUUUGCCUGGCUGUUUGUGCUGGUAUACUGUGGGAUUCUCACCUUCAGUAUCUCCGAACCACAAGUAGCCAGCCCCAUUCACAGCGGUCUCGGGAUAGAGCGCGCGGCGGCGGCGGCGGCUGGAUGUAUGUAGCGGGCGGUGGGUCUGUGCUCGAGGGAGAGUAAAAGCAGAGCGGGGACCGAACGGCCAGCAGAAGUCGAGAACCCCCCCGUCACCAUUUACCCUGCGUACGGCUGCCUCGCGCUGUUACUACUGCGGACAACAUGAUUUUCCUUGGGGUGCUGCUGAACGUCUUCAUCCGUGGCAGCGUCCAGGCCUCGGCGUCCCGCCCGCUGCCCGUCAUCGACUGCCUGGAGGCGGAGCAGGGCUGCGGGUCGGACCCCGCCUGCGACGCGGCGUACCGCGUGCUGGAGUACUGCGCGGCGGAGGAGGCGGUGGCACCGCUGGGGCCCGACGCGCGGCACGAGUGCCUGGAGGCCCAGGGCGCCGCGCAGCAGUACCGCCCCCUGCUGGCCUGCAAGUGCCAGCGCGGCUCGCGGCGGGAGGAGCUGUGCCUGGGGGUGUACUGGACCGUGCGGUUCUCGCAGGGAUACGAUGAGUACGAGGCCUCCCCAUACGAGGACCUGGAGAUGGAGCUGGUGAGGAACAUCGAGAUGUCGCGGAUGGCCUCCAUAGUGGCGGCCUCCUCUCUCCCCCAGGACGGGCUGAACCAGUGCCUGAAGGCGGCGCAGGACUGCGGCCUGUACGAGAAGUGCGGCUCGCUGCGGUCCGAGUACGUGCUGGCGUGCACCAAGCGGGCGCCGGGCUCGGACCACUGCAACCGGCAGAAGUGCCACCGGGCGCUGCGCCGCUUCCUGGAGCGCGUGCCCGAGGCCUACAGCUUCGGCGUGCUCUUCUGCCCGUGCACCGACGCGCUGUGCGGCGAGCGCCGGCGCAAGACCAUCGUGCCGUCCUGCUCCUACCAGGAGAGGGACGGCAAGCCCAACUGCCUCAGCCUGCAAGGGUACUGCAUGAAGGACGAGCUGUGCAGGUCAAGGCUGGCGGAUUUCCAGCAUAACUGCCAGCCCUCCUCCCUGUCUGCGUCGGGCUGCCAGAGGGAGAGCGGGGCCGUGUGCCUGAAGGCCUACGCCGGGCUCAUCGGCACCAUCAUGACCCCUAACUACGUGAGUAACAGCAGCAUGGAGGUCUCCCAGUGGUGCGACUGCGAGGGCAGUGGGAACCAGUGGCAGGACUGUCUGCGCAUCCUGCACAUGUUCAACGCAAACGGCUGCCUGCGGAACGCCAUCAGUGCCAUGGGAAGCUCGUCUCCCCGCCCCGUAGAGAGCACCCCCCCUCCACCCCCCCGCCCCUCGCCCCGCAUUCAGCACGAUGACAUCAGCAUCAACAUCCUCCCGGAGAUCAACACUGUGGAAGAGAGUGAAGAGACGGAGGAGGAGACGCAGGAGGAGGAGGAGGAGGCGCAGCAGGAGGCGGUGGACGCCGGAGAGGAGUUCAACGUGAUCCCUCCUUACUCAGAAAAAGCCACGGAGUCAAACGUGGACAACGGGGCCGCGGGGGGGCACAGGGGGGCGUCCCGCGCCGCGACGUCCCUGCUACCGCCGCUGCUGCUGACCGCCACCUUCAGCUGGGGGUACCGGGGGUAGGGAACCCCCCCCCCCCCCCACCACCACCACCACCCCACACACCCCACCUCCAACACCACCUCUCCACUUCUCAUACACACACUCACUCAUAGUGACGGUGAGAUUUGGGAUAGAGGGAGACUGAGAGUGAUAGAGAGAGGGAGAGUGAGAGAGAUGAUGGAGAGAGAGAGAGAGAGAGAGAGAGAGAGAGAGAGUUCAGAUCGCAAAGGGUGAAAGGAAGAGUGCUCAAAGGCUAAAAAGAAAUAGCAACUCCCCUCCCUUACCGUCCCCUACCCCUUUUCCUCCUCCUCCUCUCUCUCUCUCUCUCUCAUCGCUGUCCGUCUCUCCCUCUCUCUCGCUCUCUGUCGUGAGGGUGUAGUCGUACGUCGUCAUGGUUUCUGCGUUAAAGCCCCGCCCUCUCCCCGCGCGGGUCCUGUGCGUGAGAGAGCGCGGCGGGAGCAGAACGACGGGUAAAUUGGCGGAUUGACAACUAGUAUAGGGUGAAUCGAUUGCCCCACUCAACCAUACCACCCCCCGCCCCCCCCGCCCCCGUCCGGCAUCCAAGGCUGGAGCUGGUGUCCUCCGCCUCGACGCGCUACGCCCAUCGGACAAAAAGAAAAACAUUUUAAAAAAGCAGUCUUGAUAAAUGGCGCUAACGAUGAGGGUCAAUAAUCCAUGCUCGUGUCCUGCUGUUGAUGACGCUCUUAAUUAGGAACCACGAUUGCCCUCUGAGUGUGUUGGGAGUCAGCAGUGAAUGCCAGGAAGAAGAGAGAACUUCUUCCUUCUCCAUUUUUCCUUUUCUCCCCUUUUUUCUCUUCACUUUUUCUGUCUAUCACUCCCUUUUUUCCUUCCUCCCUCCCUCUUUCCCUCCCUUGCGGUGUUUUUGACUCGUUUUUGGUUUUGUUUUGUACGCUUCUCAUCCUUGCUCUUCCUGUUCAGAGAUCCAGUCCUUUACGAGAAAUAUAAUUUGGCCAAGUGCUGCGAAAUAUAAGUCCCGAGAAUAUAAGUAAGGAGAACAUUUUUCAUAAACGGCGCAUAUUAAAACCACAGCGCCUGUGGUUUGCUUCAUAUUCUUUCUGAUGUGUGUAUUGUGAAACAUAUUUCGAAAUAUAUACGCGCAAUACAUGCAAUAUAUAUACUUAUUGUGCGACAACUGGGGGGAAAAAAACUCUCAGAAAGUGAGGAAUCGAUUUCCGUUACAUGCGCACGUCGUGUUUCCGACUUUCACGAAAAACAGUAUUUCCUACAUUUUCUCGUUUAUAUUUAGGCACGCGUUUCUUCUUCUUCUUCUUCUUCUUCUUCUUCCUCUUCCUCCCGAGAAGCCGGCCGCUGACAACGUAGCCCGUCCAGCCCAGAGCUCAUUUAUUUAGCAUCAGGAUGUGGUCUUUAAGUUACAGCAGCAGCUGUUUAGCUGGGCUGGUAGGAGGUGUGCGCUGCUAUGGCUGG